Pangasianodon hypophthalmus (striped catfish) is the source of this 2177-nucleotide messenger RNA. RefSeq names its product retinal outer segment membrane protein 1a (gene rom1a). Gene Ontology annotation, biological process: visual perception. Gene Ontology annotation, cellular component: membrane. Bases 365 to 1429 code for a protein of 354 amino acids. The record is from RefSeq and is a predicted model, not a curated record. The transcript has 4 exons. NCBI's taxonomy places the organism in Eukaryota, Metazoa, Chordata, Actinopteri, Siluriformes, Pangasiidae.
GCCAUAUCUAGCGUGUCUCUCACCCAAGCAUGGGCUCAGAGGGGCAAAUAUACCACUCUUUCAAUUGAGUUGGUAUAUGGACUAUUUUUAGCACCUCACCUGGGGAGGGAUCAUCACAUCAAAACUCAGGCCGACCACCACAGAGGAAUUUACCACCCAGGACAACACAUAGCCAGAACUUUUUGGGCAAAACUCAUCUCAACAUACUGAGAUACAAGAAGAUUUAACCUUGGAUUUUGGAUUUUUGGAGAGCUCUUCUUAGCAAAAUACAAAAAUUGUCAUUAAAUCCAUAAAACCUUUCAGUAUCUUCAGAACCAGAGAUCUUCAUUGCAUUCCUGUAGUGUAACACUUCUCUGCUGCCAUUAUGGUGUGGGCUAAAAUGAAGUUCCCCUUUGAAAAAAGGGUGAAGCUAGCUCAGAGUUUGUGGCUGAUCUCCUGGCUGGCCACUUUAGGUGGAGCGAUCACCUUCUGUCUUGGAUGCUUCUUGAAGACAGAACUACGCAGGAGGGCAGAGGUGAUGGACAACACAGAGAUCCACAUUGUCCCAAACACCCUGAUUGUGGCUGGACUGGCCUCCAUGGGAAUCAACUGGUUUGCAGGUCGGAUCUGCCAGGAUGCCCUGGAUGCCAGCCGCUUCCCACGCUGGAAGACUUUCCUAAAGCCCUACUUCUGUUGUGCCAUCUUCUUCACAACCCUGCUGCUGAUUGGAGUCAUCCUAAGUUAUGCCAUGAAGGGCAGCCUGGAGGGCUCGCUGAAGGUUGGCCUCAAGAAUGGCAUCCGCUUCUACAAGGACACGGACACCCCAGGGCGCUGCUUCCAGAAGCAGACCAUUGACCGUCUGCAGAUGGAGUUCCGGUGCUGUGGUAACAACGACUACAAGGACUGGUUCGAGGUGCAGUGGAUCAGUAACCGUUACCUGGACUUCAGCUCCAAGGAGGUUAAGGAUCGUAUCAAGAGUAAUGUGGAUGGGCGUUACCUGGUGGAUGGUGUGCCCUUCAGCUGCUGUAACCCAAGUUCCCCUAGACCCUGCAUCCAGUACAAACUGACCAACAACUCGGCCCACUACAACUAUGAGCACCAAACUGAGGACCUCAACAUCUUCGUCCGUGGCUGCAGGGAAGCUCUGGUUGGCUACUACAUGGGCCUGAUGAACAGCAUUGGCGCUGUAGUGCUGACUGUCUUUAUCCUUCAGAUUACAGUGGUUGCAUGUCUGAGGUAUCUGCAGACCUCUAUGGAAGCUGCGGUUGGGCAGGAGAACACGGAGGUGGAAACAGAGGGCUACCUGCUGGAGAAGAGCGUGUCAGAGACCAUUAUGGAGUACCUGGACCCUGUGAUGAAGCUCCUGCUAAUAAACCAGGUGGAAGAUGGGCAGGUCAAGGCAGAAGCAGGGGCUGCUGGGACAUCAGGUGCAACAACUUCCGGGUCCUAAACAGCCACAGCUAUCUGGUUCAAUGAAAUAAAUGACCCAGUACAACUGGUACUUGGCAAAGAUAUCUAUUUUCAUUUCUAGCAAUGAAUCUCAUAUGAAACUACUGUAAAUAAUUUACCUAAUUCACCAAAAAAAAUUCUUGUCAAAACACCUUAAAAUCAAACCAUGCAAAGUCUCAAAUGUCAGUCAUAUCUGUUCACUGGUAAUGGACUAUGUAUUAUAAUGAUUGGCUCAAAAUGUGGAGAUAAGGCCAUUCUGGGUAUAUUUGUCUACUAAGGUGAAGAACAUUUGUGAGAACAUGUAAGUCUCUAAGAGCCAUGAUGCAAGGCUGUUGAUAACAUAUCUGAAGGAACUAAAGGUUAAGGAUUGUUUUUAACCCACUUUUCUUAUGGAAAAUUUCUGUUGUUAUUGGAUUGUGCCCAGUUUGUAUAUAAAAUAGAUUACCCUUUAGCAAGCUCAUCUGAAAAUUUAGCAUGCUGUAUAUUAGUUAAAUAUAAGAGUACAAGACCAGCUUGUUUCAGCUGAAAACUGCCCAAAUUAUGGAAAACUGGAAAUGUUAUAAACAUUAUUGUACAUUGUGCAAGCAAAUAAUAGCAUUUUAAAUGUAAAAAUCUGCUGUAGUCAAACCAUGCUCAGUGCUCAGCUAAGCAAAAUCCAGAACUACAGAUUGAGAACAACAAAACAGUCAGACUUAAUAAAAACCUUGUUUUAAUUGCUUUGUUGUGUAGUGCAAUUUUAUCUGAAUAGA